CCCUCGGCCCCGCCCCUGGUGCGGCCCGCCCCGCGGGGGCAGCGAGCACGCGGGAGGCGAGCGCGGGGCAGUGGGUGGCCGCGGGGCUGGCAGCCGGCGCUGGCUCUCUCGGCGCGCGCGGGGGGACCCGGGCCGGAGCAGGCAGACAGGAUGUUUCUGGAGCCCCAGAUGAGGGCUGGGCUUCGCUGACAAGCCUCAGAGCCUGGCCCAGAUUCUGUCCUCAGUGGGGCCUGAGUGUCCCUGAGACUUUGACGCGAGCCCCCCUCGGAGCCCUCCCGGAACUGUGGUCCACAGGCACCGCAGCCAUGGAAGAACCGGCUCUGAUGGGCUUUCCGGAUUCCAGGAUGAACCCCAGGACCAGGAAACUAUGCCCCAGACGUCUGUGGUCUUCUCCAGCAUCCUCGGACCUAGCUGUAGUGGACAGGCACAUCCCAGCAUGGGGGAGCGCGGCGGCGGUGCAGGCAGCUCUGGGGACCUCAUCUUCCAAGACGGACGCCUCGUCUCUGGGUCCCUGGAGGCUCUGAUGGAGCACCUAGCUCCCACUGUGGACUAUUACCCUGAUCGGACCUACAUCUUCACGUUUCUUCUGAGCUCCCGAGUCUUCAUCCCGCCCCAUGACCUGCUGGCCCGCCUGGGGCAGAUCUGCCUGGAGCAGCGGCAGCAGCUGGAGGCCGGACCAGAAAAGGCCAAGCUGAAGGCCUUCUCAGCCAAGAUCGUGCAGUUGCUGAAAGAGUGGACGGAAGCCUUCCCCUAUGACUUCCAGGAUGAGAAGGCCAUGGCUGAGCUCAAGGCCAUCGCCCACAGGGUCACACAGUGUGAUGAGGAGAAUGGCACCGUGAAGAAGGCCAUCGCCCAAAUGAUUCAGAGCCUGCUGCUGUCCCUGGCCGCCCGGAGCCAGCUGCAGGAGCUGCGGGACAAGAUCCGCUCUCCAGCCGUGGACAAGGGGCCUGUCCUCAAGGCCAAGCCACCAGCCACGCAGAAGGACAUUCUGGGGGUGUGCUGUGACCCCCUGGUGCUGGCCCAGCAGCUCACUCACAUAGAGCUGGAGCGGGUCAGCAGCAUUCACCCCGAGGACCUGAUGCAGAUUGUCAGCCACAUGGACUCUCGGGACAAGCACAGGUGCCGAGGGGACUUGACCAAGACCUACAGUCUAGAGGCCUAUGACAACUGGUUCAACUGCCUCAGCAUGCUGGUGGCCACUGAGGUGUGCCGGGUGGUAAAGAAGAAGCACCGGACCCGCAUGUUGGAGUUCUUCAUCGAUGUGGCCCGGGAGUGCUUCAACAUUGGAAACUUCAACUCCAUGAUGGCUAUCAUCUCUGGCAUGAACCUCAGUCCAGUGGCGCGGCUCAAGAAAACAUGGUCCAAGGUCAAGACGGCCAAGUUUGACGUCUUAGAGCAUCACAUGGACCCAUCCAGCAACUUCUGUAACUACCGCACGGCCCUGCAGGGGGCCACACAGAGAUCUCAGACAGCCAACAGCAGCCGCGAGAAGAUCGUUAUCCCCGUGUUCAACCUUUUUGUUAAAGACAUCUACUUCCUGCACAAAAUUCACACCAACCACCUGCCUAACGGGCACAUUAACUUCAAGAAAUUUUGGGAGAUCUCCCGACAGAUCCACGAGUUCAUGACAUGGACCCAGGUCGAGUGUCCUUUCGAGAAAGACAAGAAGAUUCAGAGUUACCUGCUCACAGCGCCCAUCUACAGCGAGGAAGCUCUCUUCAUCGCCUCCUUUGAGAGUGAAGGUCCCGAGAACCACAUGGAAAAGGACAGCUGGAAGACGCUCAGGACCACGCUCCUCAACAGGGCCUGAGGCGCAGUUGCUGGGACCACACAGGCGCUGUCUCACCGGGACUCACCUGGGCCGCACGCAGGAGGAGGCCUCACUGGCUGGGGUCCAUUUUGUAUAUAACUUUUCUGAAAAAUGAAAGUAAUUCUUUCACGCAUCGACGACCUUUGGCACUGACAAAUGAUGUUUUGUUUACUUUCAAGAACAGGGCAGGGCCCUGCUUGGGGAAGGGAGGGGGAAAGAGUAUCAUGGGAGACGGCAUCCAUGAUAACAUGUUAUUCCAAUGAAAUGUAGAUUUUUAUUUUCUACUUUUGAGAUGAACAUCUUAUGAGAAAAAAAAAAUUUAAACAAUACCCAACCAAAAGCAACGUUGAGUCCUACCUGCUUGGCCGCCUUUCCAGCCAGUGUCUCUGAUGUCGGGGUUAGUGCCUUAGAGGGUACUGGAGGGCCGGUCUUGCGCUGCUCUAGUCCGUGGCCAGCCAGAGGCGCCCGGUGCGCUGGGCUCUGCACUGUGCGGGCCAGGAGGUCUCUGGGCAGCAUGCUGGAAGUGAACCUUUGAGUCUGGGCUUUCCAAAGUUUACAUUUUCAUUUUCCUUUAUCAGGGAUUUAUGGGGUCGGGAGGGUCAGGGGGGACAACCGGCAAUGUGUUUUCUUUUGUGGGAAGAUGUCCAGUUGUUUUGAAAUGAUGUGUCAGUAAGAGAGAAAAAUGGAAGAUAACAUCAAGGUGGUGGGGAGUUGUGGGAUUGUCUGUUUUCUGGUUAUCAUGGACAUACAUACGGGAAGAGAAUAAAUGCAAGUGGACUUGAGGAUGGGGAAGGGUUGAAAGUCAUUCUGGAAAUGAAAAGAAAUAACUCGUACAUCAGUCCUCCAAGUGGCCUGCCUGCUCCCUGCCGUGUGGGAGCCAGGGCUCCCCUUGUGGACACCGAGUUAGCCGGGCCAGUCGCCGCCUGGUCCCCUCGCCUAAAACUGCUCACCAUUCCAAGGCACUUCCCAUCCCCAAACGAGAAUAUUCCACUUUUGACUUCCUGGCUGUGGGACAGUGACAGCCCCGGCUCCCUCCCAAGCCAGGGCGGGCAUUCCACGCAGACUCUCGCCAAAGUGGGAAUCGGGACUUGGGUUCUGCAUGAGCAGAGCGAGAACCGUGACACCCGUUUCUCUCCGUGAGCCUGGCUUCGCAGGAGCCCGGAGCCGGGGCGCUGGGCGAGGCGAGGUCAGUGAGUGGCUAAUUCCCAAAGCUUGGAGGAGAGCCUGGAGAGGGCGGGCGCGGCCUCAGGAAGGAGGUGGCUCCUCGAUCUGCUGCUGACAGCACCCUCAGCCCUGGGUGGAGCAAGAAUGUUGACACUGUAUUGUCACAGUGUGUUUGCACUUUUCAGAAGUUCUAGAUAGUACAUAUUGUAUAUUGAUAGUACCUAUUGCUUUGUUUAUGUAUUUGAGAUAAAGGCUUAAAAUUUGAGAAUAUAUAUUUGGAAUACGACGCUAGAACCUUUUCUGUCCUGUGUUCAGGAGCCUUCUCGUCAAUGUGCACUUCACUGGGUCGUCAGUUCUUCUAGUACCUUCCUGGCAUUGUCUCUGUUUGCUACUUUACUUUCCCAAUUUGAUACACACCUUAACUAUGAUGUUUUGGUAUCUGGAGGUGAACUCUUGAGUAUAAAGCUGUACCAUAAUGCAGGAGGUCAGUUGUUGGUGUGACUGGAUGUACUUGCAUCAAUAAAAGAACAUGUCGCUCC
Sorex araneus (European shrew) is the source of this 3513-nucleotide messenger RNA. RefSeq names its product RasGEF domain family member 1A (gene RASGEF1A). Gene Ontology annotation, cellular component: plasma membrane. The coding region runs from base 368 to 1810 and encodes 480 amino acids. Gene Ontology annotation, biological process: Ras protein signal transduction; positive regulation of GTPase activity. Gene Ontology annotation, molecular function: guanyl-nucleotide exchange factor activity. The transcript has 14 exons. The record is from RefSeq and is a predicted model, not a curated record. Lineage: Eukaryota; Metazoa; Chordata; Mammalia; Eulipotyphla; Soricidae.